This is a messenger RNA of Aureobasidium musti, 1185 nucleotides long. NCBI's taxonomy places the organism in Eukaryota, Fungi, Ascomycota, Dothideomycetes, Dothideales, Saccotheciaceae. The record is from the annotation of a GenBank genome assembly.
AUGACUACGACUUCCAGCUCUGACUCAGGUGCAGCACUAAGCAGUACAUCAACAUCAAUUAGCGCAUCUUUCUCGUCUGUCGUUGGUCAAGCGUUUGUCGGAGUAACACUUACUCCUUCGCCGCGUUCCACUCCCAGCCAAGCAGCAGCAGCAUCCUCUUCCUCCGCACCUACAGAUUCUGUAUCGAGGUCUUCAGCAGUGUUUACAUGUCCAGACGACGAUGGCACGUACUAUACCGACCAAGAUGGCAACGGAUACCAGAUCCAAUGCAGCAGCAACCCAGGAUCUCGAAAACGUGGUCUGCUUGAACGUGGUCUGCAUGAUCUCUCAACGAACCGUGAACCUAUCUCACGCGUGCCUAUUACAUCAAAACACCAGAUCGAUUUCGCUGCUUGCGUCAACUCAUGCAGAACCAUAGCUACUUGCGUGGGAACAAGUUACACAGCUUCUUCAGGCAUCUGCACAUACUUCUCGACCUUCACAAGCGUUGGUUUAGACACGAGCGCUAAUGUUGCAUUCCCUGCAGACAUCAGUUGUCCAAGUCUCAAAGGCUUCAGUUAUCUUGACUCUUCAGGCUCUGAGUAUGGGGUUUUGCGCAAUCAAUCUUAUCCAGCAAGUCGCAAUAUCACUGCUCAAGCUGGAUAUACCAAUCUUGCGGCUUGUAGUAAUGCCUGCUCUUUCAGUGCUAAAUGUGUUGCAUCCUCGUUUGUUGAUGGCCAGUGCACAUUCAUCAGCAAUCUCAACACAAACACAAACCCUGGAGAGAAUCUUCCUGGUGCGGUCAUGCUUGUCCUCCUACAAUCUCGUGCUGUGGAUGUGAUCUCCGCAACCGGUAUCAUAUCUCGCAGUACAUCCAUCUCAGUGGUCAGAAAUCUACCCAGCGCAGUAGCUGCAGUACAAAGAGGACAAAAUCCACACGCUCUGGUUGCGAGCGAUCUACUGAGAUGUGGAGAUGCGUUCUGGCAACCCAAUUGUGCGAUUGUGGCUGUUGCGACUUCGGCGGUGUCGAGUUUCUCGACUGUGUACACGCCGAUGGAUGCAGGUCCGACUGGCGUUGUGUCGAUAGCAACGUCGAGUAAUCUUGGGGGUGCGACAGUCAGACCUGACAGUAUACCGAGCAGCGAGAAGACUCCAUCGAUCGACUGCACAUCAAGGUUGUUGGGUUUGAUUCCUUUGGGAUCCUAA